Messenger RNA from Panicum virgatum (switchgrass), 1373 nucleotides. Its product is annotated as vesicle transport protein GOT1-like. Lineage: Eukaryota; Viridiplantae; Streptophyta; Magnoliopsida; Poales; Poaceae. Bases 183 to 605 code for a protein of 140 amino acids. The record is from RefSeq and is a predicted model, not a curated record. Gene Ontology annotation, biological process: endoplasmic reticulum to Golgi vesicle-mediated transport; retrograde transport, endosome to Golgi. The transcript is spliced from 7 exons.
CCCUUCCUCCCCAACUAUCUCCUCCCUCAUUUCAAAAAAAAAAAAAACUAUCUCCUCCCUUGGUCUUGACGGCGCCGACUGGGCGAGCGGCGGCGCGAUUCGUGACGUCUUCGCCCAGCCCGUUGCCAGCGACGAGCAUCCACCAGCCUUUUGUGCUGGUCUCCGCCGUGUCAUAAGACAAGAUGGUUUCCUUCGAGAUGAAUGACCUCAAGAAGAUUGGUCUUGGCCUGACAGGCUUUGGAAUAUUCUUCUCCUUUCUGGGAAUCAUUUUCUUUUUUGACAAGGGGCUCAUCGCAAUGGGCAAUAUUCUUUUCCUGUCAGGUCUGGGCUUGACAAUUGGUCUGAAAUCAACUAUGCAGUUUUUCACCAAGCCUAAGAAUUACAAGGGUACAAUCUCAUUCGGCGCUGGAUUUUUCCUGGUUCUCAUUGGGUGGCCUUUUUUUGGCAUGCUCUUGGAGGCAUAUGGCUUUAUUGUACUCUUCAGUGGAUUCUGGCCAACACUAGUAGUGUUCCUGCAGAGGAUUCCUAUCAUUGGCUGGAUAUUUCAACAACCCUUUGUGACAUCAUUCCUUGAUCGCUACAGAGGGAAACGGGUUCCAGUCUAGCAUCCUUUUUGGUGUAUGUUACUUUGGUGUAGCAGCUGAUGGUUUUAGCAAAAUGUUUAUGCAGGUGUCCGGUCUUUGCUGUUGUUUUUCCUUCUAUAUUUAGCUCCCAAUAGGUUUCUCCCUUUGUAAAUUAGAGCAUCUCCAAGAGUUUGCUAUAUUUUACUUGGCAUAUCUUGUGUUUUGCCAACUUCUAAAAAGAUAUGCCAAGUAAAAAAAGAGCUUAUCUCCAACAAUUUGGCAUAAUUCACUUGCCAAAUCCAGAUCUAACUUACAUCAGGAACCCUGAGAGAGAAACAAAAUUAUAUUUAUGCCCUUCCACCUCUUGAAAACUUAAAUCAAGAACCUUUCUUUGUUAUUUAUUUCUUUUUUCACCCUCACGAUGCCAAUCGCGCGCCGCGCCCGUAUAUUUACGUGCUGGAGGCUGGUUUUUCCCAAGUUGCCAAAAAUUGCCAAGUCUUUUGCCAAACUGUUGGAGGAGUAUUUUUAACGUUUUUGCUAAAAAUCAAAGAUGGCAACUCGAUUUGCCAAACUGCUGGAGAUGCUCUUACAGCCCCAAAUGGCUGAAACCAAGCUCCGUGGUUUUGUUGAGACCAGGGUGCAGAUUCACCCAUGAAAUGGACUGGAGAAACUCUUCAGCUUACCCUGUUUAUUUUGUGGCCUUGUAACAGUAUCAGGACAAUCCAUGCAUGAAGCUCGCAACUACAUGGAAACAUGGAAAUAUAGUAAUGUUGCCUGAUGCCUGGUAGGGCACACCAUUGCCUACCCUAA